GUAUGUGCGCGCAGUGAGAGUCCGGCUCAGUUUGGCUCCAGGAGGACGCGGAGCUGCAGCCACUAUGAAGGUGGAGGAGCUGUUUGAGCGGAACCUGCAGCGCGCAGCGGCUCGGAGCUGAUCCCGGACUCCGGGGCUUCCUGGGUUCAGGUUCUUCUUUGAGAUCUUUCUGUGGAGCAGAACCGGAGCUCUGUGGGGGGUCAGAACCGGACAGGCGGGAUGGAUCCCCCCCGCUGGCCCCUACUGCUUCUCUCCCUCGCUCUGUGGAUCCAGGACGGGAUGAGCCAACACCUGAACCACUUCAUCCGGCCGGUUCCCAGCGACUCCAUGCCCGUGGAGGUUCUGAAGGAGGAACCGGACCCGCUGUUGGACCCAAAGGAGAAGGACCUGAACGGGACUGAGCUCAGGAGCCUUCUGGGCAGCCACUUCAACCCGGACUUCAUGUCCGUGUCUCCACCGGAGGACCUGUCCGAGGACGAGCUGGACCAGAACCUGAGGCUCUCCGGGCCGAUGCCCAAAGAGAUCCGAACCCUGGAGCUGGAGAUGCUGUUCGGGAAGAAGCAGAAGGCGAACCGGAAGCUCCGCAGGAUGCUGUGGUCCUACACGCUGUGCCCGGUGCUUUACGCAUGGACCGAACUGGGUCUGCGGUUCUGGCCGCGCCACCUGAAGGUGGGGAGCUGCUACAGGGAGCGGUCCUGCUCGGUUCCGGAGGGGAUGGUGUGCAAACCUGCCAGAGUGACUCAUUUAACCUUCCUGAGGUGGUACUGCCCGCAGAAACGGCUGCAGAGGUGCUCCUGGAUCCACAUCCAGUACCCGGUCAUCUCCGAGUGCAAAUGCUCCUGUCCGACCUGAGCAGCGGAGCCUGCGGAACUUUAUCUGAGCUUUAUUUAUGACAUUUUAAAUAAAUUCCUUUUAAGCUCAGAGAAAAUCACCUGAACGGAUCAGAUCUUCUAUUUUAUUCUAAUUCCUGUAACAGAAGAAUCGGUUCUGAUCGGGUUUUACUUUUUCUCAUUAUUUCCACUGAUUCCAGAAACAAACCAGGAUGAAAAAAAAACUUUAAUAAUCUGAACUGUUUUGUUUAAAAUAACUUUAAAAA
Messenger RNA from Cyprinodon tularosa, 1096 nucleotides. RefSeq names its product noggin-3-like. Bases 220 to 852 code for a protein of 210 amino acids. The transcript has a single exon. Gene Ontology annotation, biological process: dorsal/ventral pattern formation; negative regulation of cell differentiation; negative regulation of BMP signaling pathway. NCBI's taxonomy places the organism in Eukaryota, Metazoa, Chordata, Actinopteri, Cyprinodontiformes, Cyprinodontidae. The record is from RefSeq and is a predicted model, not a curated record.